This is a messenger RNA of Paramacrobiotus metropolitanus, 1757 nucleotides long. RefSeq names its product junctophilin-2-like. Gene Ontology annotation, cellular component: plasma membrane; junctional membrane complex; endoplasmic reticulum membrane. The record is from RefSeq and is a predicted model, not a curated record. The transcript has 5 exons. Bases 1071 to 1757 code for a protein of 228 amino acids. Lineage: Eukaryota; Metazoa; Tardigrada; Eutardigrada; Parachela; Macrobiotidae.
GCUCGAUGCCAUGCCGGCUAAGUAUUACGCUAUGUUUAUCAAAGAAAACUGAACGUCGGACAUGCCGGUGCAGUUUCAAGGAAUACAUAUCUCAUAAAUGACGGACUUUCUACAUACGGCGCUUGAUCUGCGAAGCUGGGACAGAACGCACAGAGCCCAAACGAGCACUUAAAAUCAUUUCCGACGGAGACAAGUAGACCGUCGCCACUAGCCGACCAGCUCAGAGAUGGGAGGAGACGAUGAUGCCGUGGCUGAUUAUACAUGCUGGAGCGCGUCAGGUCUACGACGCUUUUCUGGCAAUUAGUUCUCUGUAAAGUGGUACGUUGCGCUAUCUGAUGCGACGGGAAAAUCAUAGAUCAAGAAUUAAAUCAUCCUUUGCCCAUCCUACUUUUCCGUUUCGGGAGUUGUACCGCAUACUUAGGCUGUGAGUCGCUUUGUAUUGUGAAUGAAGAGGAGCGUAUGCCGACACUUUGGACACAUUAUAAAUCUGUAAUCAUGGACGUAUAAUGCGAGUCCCCAUUGUUGGGGACGCAUGUCGUCGAAAAAUUUGUUUUUAUCUCUCAAGUUUUUUUGGACAUAAAUCCGCGCGCAAUGUGUAGUAAAGUGCUUAUAUGGAAUUGAUGAAGGACCAUCUAGUUUGGAUUGCAAAGGUUAUCAAACAUGCGAUCUCUCGCGUGCGCAUGGAUUAUCAUGCCUCGUUUAUGUUUACACGAAUACGGCUGAACGAGGAGUUUAGCUUGUGAUAAAUUUUUAUUUCUAAUCAAUCGGAAAUUGGUUUUGAUUUCUGCUUUUUUUUCACACUGUAUUUUUUAAUUUUGGUUCUUUAUCACCGGUGAACACUUGGCAGCUUCGCGGAUUAUGCAGUUUAUGACAUCUAUUCGGAUCUAUUCGACAUAUGCUCGCUUACAUAUAUGUACUUACAUAUAUGUAGUAUUACCGCUUACAUUAUAUGUAGUAUUACCGUGACCAUCCAAACGAUGCUGUGAAUGCGAUACUGGUGGCUAGUUAGCAUUUACCACCACUAACACGAUGAUAGUACUGAGGGAAUACAAUUAAAUUUUCCCGCUAAAAUGCAGCAACAAAAUUCAAUCCAACAUGAAGGUCGCCAGGUGCAGCAGCCGGGGCAGCAACAGCUCCCGGGUGGUCGAUUUGAUUUUGACGAUGGCGGUAUGUACUGUGGCGGAUGGGAAGAAGGGAAGGCCACAGGCCACGGUAUAUGCACUGGUCCACGAAAUCAAGGUGAAUACGCUGGGAGCUGGCAUCUGGGUUUCGAAGUGAGUGGAUGCUAUACGUGGCCGUCGGGGAAUACGUUUUCGGGUCAGUGGCAGAACGGUAAACGGCAUGGGCUCGGUGUGGAGACACGCGGGCGUUGGAUUUAUCGUGGCGAAUGGAAUCAGGGCCUCAAGGGGCGAUACGGUACCCGUUCCAGUCUGACCACCGGCGCCAAAUACGAAGGCACGUUCUCCAAUGGCCUGCAGGAUGGAUAUGGCACGGAAACUUAUGCCGACGGAGGCACUUUUCAAGGACAAUGGUUACGUGUCUUCUACGCACGGUUUAGAGAGGACCCCGCUGCUGAUCGGGACCAUAAAAUAGAGCAGAAUCGCGGUGGCUUUAUACUAAAAGCUCAUAGUGAAGAGCCGACUGUGGAGAAAAAGCGCAAAACCUUCGCGGAGAGCAAAGACCAAAUGAAAAACUCCAUAAUUGUGGACUUCGGCUUAGGAAACAACACAGCACUGGUGACAUUGACCAGAAAGUAA